Messenger RNA from Notodromas monacha, 1858 nucleotides. The record is from the annotation of a GenBank genome assembly. NCBI's taxonomy places the organism in Eukaryota, Metazoa, Arthropoda, Ostracoda, Podocopida, Cyprididae.
AUCGCGACUAUUCGAGCAUUUGCCCCAGGACCAUUUAAUGUAUUAAAGUCGUGCACUUCUGAUUGUUCGAGUAGGAGAUUUUCUGCUGCUAUUCAGAAAUGUUUUUCUAGUUGAAUUUUAGAAGCUCUAUCUGUCGGAAUGGUUAUGGUGUUCUGAUAUCUGUGCUAUUGAACGACCUGUGUUCAGUGGAAUGUGACUACCCCAAGUUUUUAGGUAAGGUUUUGAAACCAAUUGCGAAAGUGACCGGUGUUCAAAAUGGCAGAUCCUUUGAGUCUCCUGCGUCAGUAUUUUAUCCAAAACCGAGAUAUCGUUCAGGAGAAUGAUCGCAUUAUUUUCGGGGAGCUUUCUUGGCCGAAAGCGACUCGAACGAACUACGUGGUUUACGGUUCCGGAAAGGAUGGCAGUCCAAAGGAAUACUAUACCUUGGAAUGCCUUCUCUAUUUUCUUCAAAACAAGCAUUUGUCGCAUUCAGUUUACGUUCGAACUGCCAGUGGACACAAUCUUCCCGUGGUCCAUCGUCCCGAUAGAAGAGAUUUACUGACCUACUUAGGAUCAGAAACUGCAACUUCCGCGAGCAUUGAUAAAAGCUUGCCUUUGGAACGGCCGACUCAGCUGAAGCGUGUGGCGGAGCACGAAAAUGAAAUCCAUCCGAUGAAGAAACCCCGUUUGGAAGACGGGGAUAUGGAAAGGAUGCGACAAAAAAUGGCUGCUCGUUUGGAUGGACCAAAGGAGCAGUCUGUAACGUUGGAUAACAUAACGUCAAUUCUUGCCCUCUUGCACGGAAUCAAACUCAAAGAGGAAGGAAAAGUACAUCCAGUCGAACAUGUUGCGCCGACUCCGCGACCAGCAUAUCGGCCAGCUCCAACUCCUGCAAAUACUGCCUAUGAUCAGUCAUACGAUCGUUAUGCCCAGGAGAAGUUCAACAAGAAAGAAGCUGAGCCGAGAUCUCCUGGACAGCCGACGAAGAGAGUUUCAAGAACUCCGAUCAUCGUUAUCCCUGCGGCAGACAACAAGUCUCUCAUCACCAUGUUCAACGCCCGAGAAAUUCUUCAAGAUUUGAAAUUCGUUACCACGGAAGAAAAGCGUGCUUCGAUGAUGAGAAGAGAGAAUGACUGUUUGAUUCAGCGGUCGAAAGACGGUGGUCUGACUGUGCCGUACCGAGUGAUUGACAACACAAAUCGUUUGACGAACGCAGACUGGGACAGGGUUGUUGCAGUUUUCGUCAUGGGUCCCGCGUGGCAGUUCAAAGGCUGGCCAUGGGAUGGCAAUCCUGUUGAAAUUUUCUCCAGGAUAAAAGCAUUUCACCUGAAGUACGAAGAAAUGAAGCUUGAUAAUAACGUGGCGAAGUGGGCAGUGCACGUGAUCGACAUCUCCAGGAACCGGAGGCAUUUAGACCGUGCUCAAUUGAUGACUUUUUGGGACAUGCUUGAUCAGCACAUGUUGAAAUGCAAGCCGCAUUUGCGGUUUUAAUGGUUGCUCUACCGUCUUGAAAGGAUCCGUUCUUUUUUUUGUUGAUGAUUCAAUUGAAUUUUUUCAUCAUGAAGACUUCUUGUUUUAUUCGUUAUGUGCGAUUGUGUGGUUGACGUGAUGGAAACCCUGGAGCUUUUCCAGUUGAAGGAAUUUUUUUAUUUCAAUGGAAGAGAUGAAGUAUUCAGGGCGUGUUUGCUGACCACCGUGGAUGAUCGUGCAUUUUUUAGGCUUAAAGGAGCUGCACUAAGGUGGAAAUUCCCUAUCCUUGAAUUUUUUUCACGCGGUUCGACUAAGACGAUUGUCUCUCAUGCUGACAUAUUUACUCGUGUCUGUGUUUGGUAAUUUCCUUUGUCCAAGAGUGAUUGAAGAAAAGAUUAAUUUCUUGGAA